UUUUUGCUUUCAUUUCAAAGCCCUGGAAUAUGAUUUAUUGCAGAAAUCUUUGAAAUCUGUUCUCCCACUUUAGAAGAGAUGAAGAAAUGUUUUUGGGUUUCAAGGCCAGCUAUGAAAAUUCUCCAAUUUCCUCUUAGGCUUUGAGUUUAAAAUGACAUUUGAUCUCUUGUGUGUGUGUGUGUGUGUAUGUAUAUGGAAUUUAGGUUGCUCAAGGCAAGAAAUCUGGUUGUUUUUUCAGGACUGUGCUAUGCACCAUCUCAGCUAUAACACUGACCAUGUUUUUUUUUUUGAGGAAAAUUUGUUUCACUGUUAGGAACACUUGGCUGUUUCUGAUUUUUGCCUUGCCUAUAAUCUGGGUUUUCUUCCAACUGCAUAGAAUUCUUUGAGGAAAAAUCAUCUGCAUCUCAGCUUUGCUGAGUAGGAAGGUCACCCAGUUCUCCUUGCUGUUUGUCAUACGAGCUGAGGAAAGCACUUCCUUGGAAGUGAUUGUUUGGACAUAAAUGUUUAAAAAUGUCUGACCAGAAAAAUAUUAUAUACAGAAUCCAUUGUAUUGAAAAGCUACUCUCUGAGAACAAUUUCCAAGAUAUUGAGGAUCAUUUUAGAGAGCUUGAAGAAGUCAGUAUGACUGUAGAAUAUCUUCAGGGGACUGAAGUUGUCAAGGUUGUAUACAGAGUACUAAAGAGCUGCCCUUCAGCAGAGCUGAAAAAGAAAGCAAAGCAGCUGUUAUCAAGAUGGAAAGCACUUUACAAGAAUAACCAUCUUCAGUCAGUGCAAGUCAAGAAGUCACUUUCUGUAUGUGUGAGUGAGAAAACUGAACAUCUUGAGAUUCCUGGAGAGCAGUUGCUGUCUGAAGGACCUUGUCAGCAGGUAGUAUUAGAUGCUCUCCCUUGUAAAAUUUUGGUCCCACCACAAACCAUUAAAAAAGUGGUAAGUAACAAUGCAGAAGGCAGCAUAGAUCAGCUUUCUGCUUUUGAGGAAGGAUGCAUUAAUAAUGAAGGUUGUAAACCUCUUGUUAAUGAAGCAGGCUUGCAGCAGGAUCACAUGAGAGCUCUGAGGUGUAAAUGCACAGAUCUUCUUUAUAAAGCUUUGACUGGUUCUGCCAAGGACAAAGAAGAAACUGAUAAAUGGCUAGAGCUGUCUAAAGAAAUUGAAGAACAUGUUUUUGCUCUUCAUUCUAAAAAUGACAGAAAGUAUAAAAAUUGUAUCAGAAGUAAAAUCUCUAACCUGAAGAACCCUAAAAGUUGCAACUUAAAACAUAACCUUUUUUCAGGGACUUUGAGUCCAAAGGCUUUUGCUGAGAUGACAGUGAUGGAAAUGGCCAGUGAUGAACUGAAACAGCUCAGGGCCCUGUACACAGAGUCCUCUAUUCAAGAACAUCAGCUUCCACAAGUUAUUAAUGGCACACAGACAAGCAAAAUAAAGUGUAGGCGCUGUGAAAAAUUUGAUUGCACUGUCACUAUGAUUGCCAGAGGAACUCUCUUUCUUCCAGGCUGGGUGCGAAACACAAAUCCAGAUGAACAAAUGUUGACCUUUGUUAUUUGUAAUGAAUGUGGAGAACAAUGGUAUCACAGCAGAUGGAUUUGUUUGUGAUGCUCACUCACUUUAAGAAGUCACUAAAAACACAGAUAAGAGAAGAUGUCUCUUGAAACUGUAUAGUGUGAAACAGUAGACACAAAUAAAAAUUGCAAAAGCACUUUUUAAAA
Molecule: messenger RNA, 1703 nt
Organism: Meleagris gallopavo (turkey)
Lineage: Eukaryota; Metazoa; Chordata; Aves; Galliformes; Phasianidae
Gene: TCEANC
Product: transcription elongation factor A N-terminal and central domain containing
Biological process (GO): DNA-templated transcription
Cellular component (GO): nucleus
Source: RefSeq, a predicted model, not a curated record